CUACGAGCAACGUAGCAUCGUUUGAGCCGCCUCCAGACACGUGCGUGCUACGAUACGAAACAGUGCAGGGCAGUUUAUAAAGUAAAAAGCCAAAUAACAACUGUGAUAAUAUCUAUUAUUCAACUAUAUUUGUCUGAUAUUGGGGUUAUCAUGCAUACAAAAGCAAUACAAAAUAGAGGAAAUAUCUACUAAAUACAUACAUAUAUGCGUAUUAUUUAGAUAAUUAUAUACUCGAAAAAAUUGACAAUCGACUAGAUUAUUAAGAGAACUAUAUUUAGAAAUAUGAAAAAUAACGACGAAACUAUUUUGGAAAUCAUUCAGGGCCAUAAAACUGCAAAAUGGCCCACAGCGAAGCUGGUAAAAAUUUUCAUAGCCAGCACCAAACCAGAUUUUAUCGAAGAAAGAAGAUAUCUUUUGGAAUUUGUUGGGCCCGAAUUGCAAGCGGUUUUCGAAGACAAUCAGAUCGAGAUUGAAUUGGUUGACAUGCAUUUUGGUGCUUCUGAAAGAGACUACUACGAUCCUUAUUUAUUCGAAGACCACUUGAAUGAAAUACGUUUGUGUCACAAGUUGUCUAGAGGCUGUUUUUUCGUGAGCCUAGUGGGAAAUAAAUACGAGCCCCUCAUGGUUCCACCUCGUUUAGAUGUAGAUAAGUACAUGACAAUUAAAAAUAAGGCUGAAGAGAUGGGAUUAGAACAUGAUAUUUUAAUCAAUUGGUACAAAAAAGUUCACGACGAAUACGUUUUGAAGGAGUAUAGAAAACUUCCAUUUGAGGAAUGGAAGCAAAUUUGUUCGAAAAUAUUAAACCUUAUAAACGAAUGCACCUUACAAAUGCCGGACACUUCGCGAAAAAAAAUACAAAAAUAUUUGAGAUCAACGGUGGAGCAACAGUUCAAUUAUGCUUUAGGAUUGGCUCCAGGCACGGCACACCACGUUAUAAAUGUUACAAGGGAAUGGGACAAUACUGAGGAAUCCAACGAUUAUUUUAGGGACGUAGAGUAUAGCCCAGAAUUACAAAGUACUUUUGUGGAGAGAAUUAACGAAUUUAAAGUUUCAAUAAAAAACCAAAUUCCAGACGAAAAUAUUCUUAAUUUUACAGUGCCUUGGGUGGAAGGAGGUGUAAGUAACGAGAUUGAAGAACACGAAACAUAUCUAAAUAAGUUUAAAAAUAACAUUUUUCAUAAGAUUAAGGCUAUGGUGCAAAAGAGCUUGGACGAUGAGCCUGUCUUAAAGUCCAGGAAGAAAAUAGUCGAGGAAAAUUUUCAAGAGAACAUAACUCAUUUGACGACUUGCUACGGCGACAUCGAAAAAGAUUUCACGAACUCUGAAAUAUUUGAAAAGAUAAAGCAAGUGGUGGAGAAUAACAAUAAGACGCGUCACAACCCAAUAUUAAUAUAUGGAAAUCAGGGAUCCGGGAAAAGUUCUUUACUCCAAUUGCUAUAUAGAAACUUCGAGAACUGGUUUACGUGUAGAUCGUUAAGAAUAGUUAGAUUUGCGAACUCGACUCCGAGAUCGUCCUACAAUUUGGAACUCUUAAGAAUCAUAUGCCAGCAAAUAUGUAUAGCGCUCAAAUUGCCCGAAGGGUUCCUACCCAAAGACGCCUCCUUCGACCCUUUAUACAUAAACAAUUGGUUUCAGUCGCUUUUAAGAAAUUUCGAGGAGCUUAAUCAAGUGCUUGUUAUAUUUAUCGACGACCUGCACGCACUAAACCCUCUAGACACCGAUAUGGUUUCCAUUUUAAGCUGGCUUCCGAUCACGUUGCCCAAAAAUGUUCACAUGAUAUGCACCACCGGCGUUGACCUUGACAAUCUCAGAUUGACCCCUGUCCAAAAGGAAAAACUCAGAAACCCCGAAUCGUAUUUCGAAUUACCCCCCGCAGCUUCAUUUAAUGGCGUUGUGAAUGAAAUUUUUGACAAGUUGGAGCAGAACUUCAGCAAACCGGCUAUUUCCAAACUGGCAUCGUUAAUAACCUGUUCGGAAUAUGGGUUGAGUGAGACUGAAGUGUUGGAAAUUUUGAUGCCCACAAGUAACAGCGAGGCCGUCAUUUUAAUCGAAGAUGCUAAUUUCAACUUUUCAUCAAUAUGCGCUGUAAAAAGACAGAUGGGCUCGAUUUUAAAAGAAAAAGUAAUGAGUGGUAAGUUGCUGAUUUAUUGGAAACAUUCGAUGAUAAAAGACAUCGUUUAUGGUAGAUAUCUUACAAACCAAGAUUCAAUCAAAAAUACGCACACAGAAUUAGCAAAUCUGUUUUUUAACGAGUUUCUCGAAGAAAACAGUGACUCCGAGGCUGAAGGAGAACCGGCUCCGCUUAUGUCGGAAAUCAAGGAAACUCCUUUUCAAUCUACUUUGCAUAAAGACGUCACGUACAGUUUAAGGCAUGUUGAAGAAUCUUGGAUUCAUUUACUUAAAUCUGGGGACAUUAUCAAAUUAAAAAGUUUGUGUAUGUGCAACUACGACUUCUUACUUGCAGCGGUGCAAACGUUUUCUGUAAGCUAUUUAAGAUGUUUAUUGGAACAUGUCAGAUGUUACCUAUUAGAUAGAGAAAUCGAAUUAGUUUAUUACUCUAUACGUAAAUCUACUGAUAUAUUGACAAGAGAUACAUUUCAACUUGGAACACAGCUGAUUGCAAUGCUGCGUCCAGUAAUCGAGAGAGGUGGAGGUCUGAUGAGUUCUUUAGUCACGUCGGCGAUGGCUUGGUGUGACGGUUUCACGUUGCCACUGGUUGUGCCGUUAACCGAUUGGUUGCAACCACCUUUGCCGCAGCAAUCCAGAUCUAUCAACACCCCAAACGUUAAAUUAAUCGAAUCCGCUCCGAAUGGGCAGCAUGUCGUAGUUGUCGUCGACACGGACCCCCAAUUAUGGCACAUUAUGACAAACCAGCUUGUUCACACCUUUAUAGGCCAUACAUGUAAGGUUAACUGCAUGGCCGUGACCAAACAAUCGCAAUACUUGUUGACCGGCUCCAACGACUUGAGCAUCAUGGUUUGGGACUUAAAAUCGUUGAGCUUGAAAACAAAAAUAACCGAGCACAUUGCGCCAGUGUUGUGCAUAACGAGCGCAUUAAACAACUCGGUGAUUAUUAGCGGAGGUGAGGACAGCAGCAUUAUAGUGUCAUCGUUAGCAAAGGGAAAUGUGGUGAUCAAAAUUGAUCACCAUCGAGGUCCUGUCACGGCACUUAAGGUAACAUCGACGGGAGAUAUAUUGGUGUCGGGGAGUCAGGAUGGAAAAGUGUGUCUUUGGUCUCUGGAAACAUUUAAACUGCUGAACAUGAUAAGCCUUACUUCUCCAGUGUUAAUGCUGGACGUUUCGGCGGAUUCUGUAUUUUUGAUAGCCUGUUGUCGAGAUAACAACUUGUAUGUGCGAACUUUGGCGACCGGCACUGAGGUUCACAGCAUAUCGGCGAAUAAAACGAAAGUAAAAUCGCUGUGCUUGACGCAAGACAGUUGCCGGAUUGUUUUGGGUUGCGCCGACGGCAAAGUCUACAUCCACGACAUUCACAGCGCGAAACUAAUGAAAACGCUUGGCGGGCAAGGCGGCGAAAUAACCGCCGUCCGAAUCACCGACAAAGACGACUUUUUGCUCACCGCCGGCGCUGGCCGGAUUAUAUUUUACCCGUUCAGAAGCGACGAUCACAUCAAAAACGUAAUCAAGCACAAGAAGAAGUCGCACCAGCAACUGACGCCGCACACCGGAUGUAUCACGUGCUUGGACGUUUCUCGCGACGGUCAGAUGUCGGUAACGGGUGGAACUGAUCACUUGAUCAACAUUUGGCAGCUCAACAACCAGGAACUUCUUCUCUCCUUGAACGUACAUUCGUUGCCGAUAACUGCAGUUAAUUUCGCUCCCAGCGGUUUGUUUGUCACCUCGGGAUCCGAGGAUAAGACCGUCAGGGUAUGGGGUCUCACUAUGGGCUCCAUCGUUUCCACGUUCACGCGACAUCAAGCAGCCAUAAGUGCGGUUCAAGUGAUGAUGGACUCGACAAGAGUAAUAUCGAGUGACACGAACAACACUCUGUGUAUUUGGCUUGCUGAUAAUGGAAAUUUACUGCAAACUUAUUCAGGAGCUAGCGAAUGGGUUAAGGUUACAAAUAACAUGAAGUAUGCGCUUGCAACAAAUGGGGAUACGUCUUUGAAAAUCUGGAGUUUAAUGAAAGAAGAUGAAAAGUACACCAUAAACCAUUCGGAAGAGAUAAGUUGCUUCGUAUUAACCAUCGAUUCGCAGCACAUUAUAACAGGAUCUAGGGACAUGUCACUAAAAGUUUGGCUUGUCGCUGGCGGAAAACUCUCCCAGGUUUUAAUCGGCCAUAAUGACGCUGUGACGUGUUGCGCCGUGUCAGUGUCAGAGAAAAAUCAGGUUAUUUCCGGUUCCUGCGACAACAAUUUGAUAGUGUGGGACAUUAACACGGGAUCUGAUUUGCACACUUUAUCUGGACAUUUAAGCUAUGUCACAUGCGUCAAGCUGUCUGGGGAUGGAUCCACAGCUAUUUCCGGUUCCGAUGAUAAAAGUAUAAUUAUCUGGGACGCAAAGAAGGGGAUAAUGCUUACAUCUUUGCAAAUGCAUCUUUCCAUUGUUAAUGUUGAACCGGCUUCUGAUUUCUCCAGGAUUUCUGUGCUCCUUAAGGAUACUAAAUACAGCCCGAUUAUAUGUCUGCACAAUACCCCGGCUAAAUACGUUAAAUUACCCACGUAUUGUGCCCCCGACAAGGAUAUACUUGAAAAUCCAAAAGCAGCACCAAAAAGGCAAAUGAGGCGUUUAUUGAAGAAGGAAGUUUCUUUGGACACUUACACUUGGCAGAAGAAGUACGCUCAUCUGACAUCGAACAUUGUAAUACCCUCAGUUGAUGAGAGGUUCAAACGGAGAUUCUCCGUGUCUGCUAGCAUGGAGGAGAUAUCGAAAAUUCCGCAAAAUAAGGAUUCUCAAGGUAAUUUGGCUCAAACGAAGCAGGGUUCUCUUGCCCAGUCCCAGCAUUUCGAUCAACUGGAGGCAUUGUGGAACAAAUCACCUCCGCGUAGACGACUUCAGCAGUCCCUUUCAAAACAAUCUUCGUUGGCUGAGUCACAUGAUUAUUCUUCCGAGGAAGAGGUCCAAAUCGAUAACGGUAGAGUUACAUAAAAAUCUAUUCUAGUUAAUGUGAUAAAGUUUUUGCUUGCAGCGUAUUUAUAAUUCGCGUUGGUUUUUAUUUAAAUUGUAUUUUUUUUAAAUUUGUUACAAGCAAAAUACUUUUUUGGCUCUAUAGUGUCAUUUUAUACAUUAUUUAUAAGAGCCACUUUAAUUGCAUUUAUACUUCAAUAAGUUCAACUUUCUAUGUAGUCUCUUGAUUAAGCCCUUAAUGAGAUUUUAAUAAGUUUUAAUGCAGUUAUAGUUGCUCUAAUGAUAAUUUAUAAAAAAAUUAAAUGUUUUAUUAGAAGAGCCUUUAAACUAUAUACAAUGGAUGUCGUAAAUGUAGUAAAAAAACCUACCUAUAAAAAUUUUUUGCAAAUGAUAAUCCAAGUGCUUUCCUUAUGACUGUACUUCAUCUUUUUAUUAGAGUUUAAUUUUAUACAGGGACUCACCCAGUAAAUUUAAGAUAAAUUGUUGUUAUAUUUACUAUUAUUGGUGCACAACUUUACCUAUAAGGCAUUUUCGAAGUUUUUUAUUUGAAAAGGAGUAUUUAUUAUAUUUGUUGCUAUAUUUAUAACUUCUCAGGACCAAAGAUAUUAUUGUUAAUUUUGUUAUAUUUGUAUUUUUAUAUAUUAAUAAUUUAUUACAAACAAAAUUUAACAGGACUGGACUAAGGGUAAAGAAUUUUCAGUUUCUUAAAAUUAAAUUACAGAAAACUCUCAAACGGCUGUGGCCAGUCAAGUCCUGAAAAACUAUUUUGUUUUAUAUAAAAAUAUUUUCUACAAAAAAUAUUUUAUCCCUUUAUUAUUUUCAAUUUUCAAAUAUAUUAUACAGUUUAUUUCAAUCAGACCUAUUUACUUUUUCACAACCUUGAAAUGCUCUGUAUAAUAUUAUCAUUUGUGGGCUGUACUAUUAAGUGUUAGACUUCUUUAACUGUGUUAUCUAAAACAAUUCUAAACUCGCUACUUCAGCAAUAAAAGCAUUUUAUUGUAACCACGUAUUAGACUAAAAAACACUGUGUAAAAGGCAUGUUAAUAUGUGUUAUAGAAUAGUGUCCACAAAUAAACGUUUUAGAACCACA
This is a messenger RNA of Brassicogethes aeneus, 6175 nucleotides long. The record is from the annotation of a GenBank genome assembly. Lineage: Eukaryota; Metazoa; Arthropoda; Insecta; Coleoptera; Nitidulidae.